Molecule: messenger RNA, 2060 nt
Organism: Carassius auratus (goldfish)
Lineage: Eukaryota; Metazoa; Chordata; Actinopteri; Cypriniformes; Cyprinidae
Product: protein PRRC1-like
Exons: 9
Coding region: 160-1332 (390 amino acids)
Biological process (GO): activation of protein kinase A activity
Cellular component (GO): cytoplasm
Molecular function (GO): protein kinase A regulatory subunit binding
Source: RefSeq, a predicted model, not a curated record
CUGUUGAUUCUGAAGGAGUGACAUCACCGCCUCGCGCUAGACGUGGCACUGCGUGACGUCAUCAGCGCGCGGCCGUGUGUUCCUGUUUCAACGGUCAGCUCAGUUUGAUCGCAGCAGCACAGUGUUGAUGUUCUUCAUCAGCGGCAGGACAGAGUGAAGAUGAUGGAAGAGAGCAGCUCCUCCCCAGCGGCUGCCAGCGGUGUCUCUGGUCCUCAGACUCUCCUCAGCUCUCCUGGCGUCUCUUUCGCCCCGGGAGGGUUCUCCAGCCCUGUUCCUCCAGUGUCUAUGACCUCCACGCUGCCGCCCCUCCAGACACCUGCUCCUCCACUGUCUCCUGUGGGUCUGAGCGGCCCGUACGGUGGCCCCGUCCUCUCUGCCCCCCCGAUGGGCCCGCCCACCACUGGCUUCUCUGUGAGCGCAGGAUAUGACAUCACCCGAGGCCACGCUGGCCGCACCCCUCAGACGCCGCUCAUGCCCAGUUUCUCCAGCGCCUCACCCAUGCCAGGAAUUGUCACCAAUCCCAUGAUGCAGCAGCCGAUGUCUGGAGGGUUAGACGUCAGCUCACCCAUCACAUUUCCUGAGGACUGUGACGACCCCAGAGGGACUCCGGACGCCAGCUCACCCGGUGGAUUAUGGGGCUUCAUCAAGGGUGUAGCCGGGAACCCCAUGGUCAAGACCGUCCUGGAUCGAACCAAACACUCUGUGGAGUCCAUGAUCACCACACUGGACCCUGGGAUGGCCCCGUACAUCAAGUCUGGAGGAGACGUGGACAUCGUGGUGACGUCAGAUAAGGAGGUGAAGGUGUCCGCGGUGCGGGACGCGUUUCAGGAGGUGUUUGGUUUGGCCAUGGUGACAGGAGAGGCCGGUCAGUCCAACAUCGCCCCGCAGCCGCUGGGAUACGCUGCAGGGGUCAAGGGAGCUCAGGAGCGCAUCGACAGUCUGCGUCGCUCUGCAGUCAUUCAUGAGAAGCAGCCCGUGGUCUCGGUGGAGAACUUCAUCGCAGAGCUCUUCCCAGACACGUGGUUUGACAUGGGCUGUCUGAUCUUGGAUGAUCCAGGAAACGGGAUUCACAUCGAGAUGUUCACUCAGGCUACACCUGUGGCCCUGGAGCACGUGCAGCAGGCGCAGGCGCUGACUCCUCCAGACUAUAACCUGCGCUGGUCCGGUCUGCUGGUGACGGUCGGGGAGGUUCUGGAGAGGAGCGUGCCCAAUGUCAGCCGCACAGACUGGCACCAGGCCUUCACAGGCAUGUCCCGCCGGCAGAUGAUCUACUCCGCCGCCAAGGCUCUGGCUGGCAUGUACAAGCAGCGCCUGCCCUCCAGGACAAUCUGAUCUCUUACACCGUCACGUUACACGGACCACAGCUUCCCAGAACCACACGGGAAUCCACAUUGCAUCCGCAGAUGUCCUGUGUUUUUCAGUCACGUCCCAUAACAAGACUGAGCCCACUCUAAAAGCCAAAAGAACCAGAAAAGCUUCUGCAUCAGGUCUGAAUUAAACCAGAUACAGGGCAGAAUAACUCGUAUCUAACUUUUUCAAUUAUUGAUUGAGUUGAUUUAUAAUGCUUGUGAUUACAAUCAAAUACUUUGACUUGCAGGUGUUUAAGUUGAAUCAUUGAAAUUAACAUUAAUAUUGUGAAUAUAUGUAAUUUUGAUGUGACGGUUUUGGAUCUGAUUUUAUAGUGUUUUCUUUUCAGCCUGUUUAUCAGACAUUGUUGUAAUGAUGUGAUAGUCUGCAUGUGUGUCUGUUUCACACCUCGUCCAUGUUAGUCAGCGUUUACUGUGGUCAGAUACAUCAGAUCACCGUUACUGGACAUCAGUAUUGUGUGCAGUGAUGAUGUUUAGCUCAGAGUGAGACCGGACACACGUCUGAGCAUGACCUCUGAGUGACCGCUGAUGUUAGCACGUCAGAACUGGGCUGUGUGUUGAUUAAACAUCUAGAACUGCUCGUCUUUAUAUGUUUGUAAUAUUUCUCCAAAACAACUGUGGAUGGUUUCAUUCCAUAGGGUUUUACAAAUGUGCCUUCAACCAGCAGAUGAGUAAAAUCUUUUUGUAAAGCAU